Molecule: messenger RNA, 1060 nt
Organism: Tachysurus vachellii
Lineage: Eukaryota; Metazoa; Chordata; Actinopteri; Siluriformes; Bagridae
Gene: zp3f.2
Product: zona pellucida glycoprotein 3f, tandem duplicate 2
Exons: 9
Coding region: 75-1040 (321 amino acids)
Biological process (GO): egg coat formation; binding of sperm to zona pellucida; positive regulation of acrosome reaction
Cellular component (GO): extracellular matrix
Molecular function (GO): acrosin binding
Source: RefSeq, a predicted model, not a curated record
CUGGUUUCAGUGAGGCCAGGUUUGGCAUGUGUUAAGAAGGACACUGCUAAUUAGAACAGGUUUCCCAAUCAAUCAUGUACUUCAUUUGGCUGGUUUAUUUUGUUUUAGCAACUGCAAAUGUGUUCUUGUCCCAAGAAGAUAUUGAUAUAAAAUGUGGAGAAGACUCCCUCACAGUCAGAUGGAAGGUUACUGAAAGCCUAGCUGAUACACCCUUCAAACUUUUACUGGGUGAUUGCUUUCCGUCAAAGUUUUCACCUACAGCUGAUGGAGGAGGGGAAGCAGUUUUCUGCUAUCGUUUCUCUGACUGUCGUUUCAGAGAAAAGAAAACACCCGAUGAGCUGAUCUACGAAAAUGAACUGACCUUUAGGCCGUUAAUAAAGUCGAAUACUGGACAGCUUGUCUACCCUAUUAGAUGUGUUUCUAAAAGGCCUUUUCCAGUUGUGAAGCCUGCUUUUGGUGUUUUAGAAGGUCAGGGGGAGUUGACUUUUCACUUGGGAAUUUUGAAUGACGAUUUAAGUGGCCCGGCUGUAUCCAACUCCUUUCCUCUUGGAUCCUUUAUUAACAUCUGGGCUUCAGUAGAACAGCAAGCUCAUCAAACCCUAAUCUUGUAUAUGGAAGAGUGUGUUGCGUCAAACACCUUAGCACUUGAACCACAAUCAUGGGCAUAUCCUGUAAUUACUAACAAAGGUUGUAUUGUGGAUGGGAAGUUUGGGGCCUCUAGGUUCUUGCCAAGAAACCAGUCGUCGUCACUUGUGCUUCGGCUUCAAGCAUUCAAAUUUGGUGCAGAACAAGAAGUGUACAUCCAUUGCAAACUAGCAGUAUGGGACCCAGAAGACUUCAGUGAAGAAAACAAGGCUUGCAAUUACAACAAAGCUACUGGAAAGUGGGAGCUUUUAGAUGAUCCUUUCCAAAGUGAUCUCUGCAAUUGCUGUGAUUAUGACUGUGUUUAUAAGACUUCACACCCAGGACCCAAAGGACAAGCUCAAAGUUCUGUUGUAGGACCACUGCUUUUUACAGAAGGAGAUGAAUUAUUUCAAUAAAGCCUUGAUGCUUACAAACC